AUGGCCACAAUCCUCGUCACCGGCGCCACAGGUAAACAAGGCGGUGCUGUGGUCCAGAAUCUCGUCAAGAAGAACGCACCCUUCAAGAUCCUCGCUCUCACCCGCAACACACAAUCAGCCUCUGCACAGAAACUCAUCAAGCUCUCCAAAAACAUUACUCUUCUACAAGGUGACUUGGAUAAUCCUGGCGAGAUAUUCAAGAAGGCACCCCAGAUAGCGGGGCCGAUUUGGGGUGUCUUCAGUGUUCAGGCCUCCGUCGGAAACAAAUCCGCCGAAGACGUCCAAGGCAAAGCCCUAAUCGACGAAGCCAUCAAAAAUGGCGUCAAACACUUUGUCUAUACCUCUGUUGAUCGCCAUGGCGCAAAAUCAAUCGACAACCCGACCAAAAUGCCCCAUUGGAUCUUCAAGUAUCACAUCGAGAGACAUCUGAUCGAAAAGACCAAGAAUGGCCAGAUGGAUUGGACUAUCUUGCGCCCGACGGCUUUCUACGAUAAUCUCACCCCGGACUUCAUCGGUAAAGUCUUUGCGACUUGCUUUAGGAUGUCGUUGAAGGGGAAGUCGUUGCAGAUGGUGGCUUGUAGUGAUAUAGGUGCGGUUGCGGCGGAAGUCUUUUUGAAUGCGAGGGAUUACAAGGGGAGGGCUAUCUCGUUGGCUGGUGAUGAGUUGACGUAUGAUCAGUUUGUGCGUAUUUUCAAGGAGAAGACUGGUCGGGAUAUUCCUACUACGUUUAGCUUUGUGGGUGCGGGUAUUAUGGGUAUGGUUAAGGAGUUUGGUUACAUGUUCAAGUGGUUCUAUGAUGAAGGGUAUGCGGCGGAUAUUGAGGAAGUGAGGAAGAUUCAUCCUGGACUGAAGGACUUUGGGACUUGGUUGGAGACGGAGAGUAAGUUUGAGAUGAAGUGA
Molecule: messenger RNA, 900 nt
Organism: Penicillium subrubescens
Lineage: Eukaryota; Fungi; Ascomycota; Eurotiomycetes; Eurotiales; Aspergillaceae
Exons: 2
Coding region: 1-900 (299 amino acids)
Source: RefSeq, a predicted model, not a curated record